AUUAUUUGCAAUUUAUAUGAGCACUACAAAAUUUGUGAGGCCGAAAUGGAGAAAGAUUUUGAUAUUUUUCGUUGCUAGAAAGGAGAGAAAAAGAGAAAGAAUGAAGAAGUGAGUUAUGUUAUGCAAUGGACCAAAUGUUGCUCACAACAAGCAGGACUUCUCACCUCCCAUUACCUUCUAUGCUCCUCCCUCUCACAUGUCAAUCCCUCCACCAACCCAUUUCUUCCCCCAAACUCCAGUUAACCCAAUUCCCACACCAACCAAGCACUUGUCUCACUACUCCUCAUGACCACCCCACCAGCAUCCAACACACCCAGCAAAUCCAUGCCCACAUGAUCAAGACCCACUUUGAUAACAAUCACCAGAAUGUCCCUCUCACUCCCUUCCUAUCCCAUUUGAGCCCUGCAGCCCAGUACAACUUCUUGAUAACCUCUUAUAAUAAGAACAACUUCCCAGAAUCUUCUCUGCAAAUAUAUGCUCACUUGCGUAGAAUUGACUUCCAAGUUGACAACUUUACCAUUCCUUCAGUCCUCAAAGCUUGCGGGCAAUGCUCGUGGGUGGUGUUAGGAAAAGAGAUACACGGUUUUGUGUUGAAGAAUGGAUUGGAUGGUGAUGUUUUUGUACAUAAUUCGCUGAUGCAAAUGUAUAGUGAAUGCGGUAGUGUGGUUUCAGCUCGUUUGGUGUUUGAUCUAAUGGCCGAGAGAGAUUCUGUUUCUUGGAGUACAAUGAUUAGGAGCUACGUUCGAAAUAGAUUGUUAACAGAAGCUUUGGAAGUUGUAAGGGAAAUGCAUAUUAUGCAUGUAAAGCCUAGUGAGGUUGCUAUGCUUAGCAUGGUUAGUCUCUUCUCAGACCUGGCUGACACAAGAACGGGGAAAGCAAUGCAUGGUUAUGUGAUAAGGAAUAGCAAUUAUGAUAGACUCAGAAUCCCUAUUACAACUGCUUUAAUAGAUAUGCAUGCCAAGUGUGGGAAUUUAUCUUCUGCCAAGAGGCUCUUCAAUGGGCUGCCUCAGAAAAACGUUGUUUCUUGGACAGCCAUGAUAGCAGGAUGCAUUCGUUGCAACAAAUUAGAAGAGGGCACUAAACUUUUCAACAAAAUGCUGGAGGGUAGAAUUUUUCCCAACGAGAUUACAGUUUUUAGUUUGAUUAUAGAGUGUGGGUUUGUACGUGCUCUGGAAUUGGGGAAGUGGCUGCAUUCUUAUACUUUGAGAAAUGGGUUUGUCAUGACUUUGUCUUUGGCCACUGCUCUAGUUGAUAUGUAUGGAAAAUGUGGUGAUACUAGAAGUGCAAGAUCCAUUUUUGAUGGCUGGGAUAACAAAGAUGUCAUGAUUUGGAGUGCCAUGAUCUCAGCUUAUGCACAAGCCAAUUGCACUAAUGAGGCUUCUGACCUCUUCGCCCAGAUGGUAGAUAGAGGAGUGAAGCCAAAUCAAGUAACAAUGGUUAGCCUUAUUUCACUUUGUGCAGAGGUCGGAGCACUUGACUUGGGCAAGUGGAUUCAUUUGUACAUAAACCAGCAAGGUGUGGACGUUGAUUUGAUACUAAAAACAUCUUUGGUAGACAUGUAUGCUAAGUGUGGGGACAUUGAUGGUUCUUACAGGCUGUUCAGUGAAGCCAAAGACCGAGACAUCUGUUUGUGGAAUGCUAUGAUAACUGGAUUUUCUAUGCACGGUUUUGGAAAAGAAGCUCUGGAACUCUUUGAAGAAAUGGAGAGACUUGGUGUUGAACCUAAUGACAUCACAUUUAUUGGGGUUUUUCAUGCUUGUAGCCAUGCAGGAUUAGUGGCAGAAGGGAAGAGGCUUUUUGACAGGAUGGUUGGUAGCUAUGGCUUGGUUCCAAAAAUUGAGCACUACGGGUGCAUGGUGGAUCUUCUUGGUAGAGCUGGAAGGCUUGAGGAGGCUCAUGAAUUUAUUAAAACCAUGCCAAUGCAGCCAAAUACGAUUAUAUGGGGUGCUCUCCUCUCUGCAUGCAGGCUCUAUAAACAUCCAGACUUGGGGGAAGUGGCAGCAAAAGAACUCCUUGAGUUGGAACCUCAAAAUUGUGGUUAUAACAUUCUGAUGUCAAACAUCUAUGCUGCAGCCAAUAGAUGGAAUGAUGUUGCUGGAGUGAGAAAGACUAUGAAAGACAAAGGGAUCAAGAAACAACCUGGUCUAAGCUCAAUUGAAGUAAAUGGCUCAGUACAUGACUUUGUAACGGGAGAUAGGGCACACCCACAAACAGGGAAAAUUUAUGAAAUGCUGGCUGAGAUGACCAUGAAGCUGAAAGAAGCUGGUUACACUCCUGACACAUCUGUUGUGCUGCAGAACAUAGACGAGGAAGAGAAAGAAACCUCACUAAACUACCAUAGUGAGAAAUUGGCUAUGGCAUUUGGUCUUAUCCAUACGGCUGCCGGUACCCCAAUUCGGAUCGUGAAGAAUCUCCGAGUUUGUGAUGACUGCCACUCCGCAACCAAGCUGCUAUCAAAAAUUUAUGGGAGGGUUAUAGUUGUAAGGGACCGUAACCGCUUUCAUCACUUCAGGGAAGGAUCUUGUUCUUGUGGUGAUUAUUGGUAGCUUUCCAAUUUUUUCUUUGUAAUUAAAACGUAAACAUUAAGAGAGUAUGUAUAUAAAAUUAAAAGAAUUCAUUUGUGGUUU
Molecule: messenger RNA, 2627 nt
Organism: Ziziphus jujuba (common jujube)
Lineage: Eukaryota; Viridiplantae; Streptophyta; Magnoliopsida; Rosales; Rhamnaceae
Product: pentatricopeptide repeat-containing protein At4g21065-like
Exons: 1
Coding region: 126-2546 (806 amino acids)
Biological process (GO): RNA modification
Molecular function (GO): RNA binding; zinc ion binding; protein binding
Source: RefSeq, a predicted model, not a curated record